This is a messenger RNA of Osmia lignaria (orchard mason bee), 918 nucleotides long. It is a transcript of the gene Spase22-23, whose product is annotated as Signal peptidase complex subunit Spase22-23. Gene Ontology annotation, cellular component: signal peptidase complex; membrane. NCBI's taxonomy places the organism in Eukaryota, Metazoa, Arthropoda, Insecta, Hymenoptera, Megachilidae. The record is from RefSeq and is a predicted model, not a curated record. Gene Ontology annotation, biological process: protein targeting to ER.
AUAAAUAAAUUCAGGGCAUUUAUAUAAUUUAAAUAUACCGCCAACUGUGUAGUUAAAUUUAUUUAUGAACACAUUGUGUAUAAUAUUCGGCUUAUUUUUGAACACCAGCGGUGUAAUCAUUCGUGCCGAAUCCGAAUUGCUGACGUUGAAAACUGUGAUUGAGGUGAUGAUGAUUUUGGUUAGGAUAUUUUGAUGCAUUAUUCGUAUUUUUACCUGUGUAUUAUCUGUAUUAAAACAUAAUAAUGCAUACAGUUUUUACGCGUGGUAAUGCUAUUUUAGCAUAUACAUUGAGUGUUGCAGCGUGUCUAACGUUUUGUUGUUUUCUAUCUACCGUAUUUAUUGAUUAUAGAGCAAAUGCAACAUUAAAUACUGUUAUAGUAGCUGUAAAAAAUGUACCAGAUUACAGUGCUUCAAGAGAAAAGAAUGAUCUGGGAUAUUUAACAUUCGACUUACAAACUGAUCUAACCCCGUUGUUCAAUUGGAAUGUUAAACAGCUAUUUUUAUAUCUCACAGCUGAAUAUCAAACAGAAAAUAAUGAUUUUAAUCAGGUUGUAUUAUGGGAUAAAAUAGUACUUCGUGGAGAUAAUGCUGUACUUGACUUUAAAAAUAUAUACACAAAGUAUUAUUUCUGGGAUGAUGGUAAUGGCUUAAGGGGAAACAAAAAUGUAACGUUAACGUUAUCUUGGAACAUUAUACCGAACGCUGGAAUUUUACCAAGCGUCAAUGCCCUUGGUUCUCAUACGUUUGCAUUUCCAUCUGAAUAUACCUCAUUACGUGUAUAACAUACAUUUGCAUAUGUGAUACAUUUAUAUUCGUUGUUUUAUAAAGUUUUUAAUUAUUCUACAUAAAGUCAAUGUAUAAUAAAUGUAACAUUAUUUUCAUGUGUCGUGAUUAAAUGUUAGAUCAUUGUUUUUUCUA